AUGCCAGUCACAAUUAAGCCAUCUAGUGACAACGCCGAGAUCAUUGCUCCUUGUCCAUGGCUGGAUGAUCUCCAAGAAGUUCUUCGUCUUCUUGCCCAAGAGUCUGGCAAACUGAUUCAAUCUUCAUUUGAUAAUGGUGUCAUCUCUCCUGGAAUGUUUUUCAGCGUAUACGUUAAUGCUCAUACACAAGAGCUUCGAGACCACUUUGUUGAAUACAUAGGCAAGCAAGAUCUGACUACUACAUACGGUGGUGUCACCGGAUACACUGUGAAUAUCACAAAUUUCACCACGCGGAUCAACAAGGUUAUCUCCGAGAAUGUUGUCCAUACUGAGUUAUGCGGUUGGAUCCGGCCCAACGUCAGUCCGACCACCAAAUACCACGUUGUAGUAGCCUCAAUCGCCAUAAAAAAAGCAUUCAGCCCUACUUCACUUAUGGCUCUACCGCAAUGUGUGGACUUCCAUCUGCCACGUUACUUGACACCGAUGAGGAUUAUGAAUUGA
This is a messenger RNA of Truncatella angustata, 501 nucleotides long. RefSeq lists its product as uncharacterized. The record is from RefSeq and is a predicted model, not a curated record. NCBI's taxonomy places the organism in Eukaryota, Fungi, Ascomycota, Sordariomycetes, Amphisphaeriales, Sporocadaceae. Bases 1 to 501 code for a protein of 166 amino acids. The transcript is spliced from 2 exons.